Messenger RNA from Racocetra fulgida, 523 nucleotides. The record is from the annotation of a GenBank genome assembly. Lineage: Eukaryota; Fungi; Glomeromycota; Glomeromycetes; Diversisporales; Gigasporaceae.
AUGGGUCGAUUGAAAAAACAUUUGUUAAUACGUUAUACUAAUGCUCGAAAAGCAAGAGGCAAUAAAAAAAACAAUGAUAAAGAUGACCUACCAAUAGUUGAUAAUGCAUACGAUUUAGAGAAUGAAGAAGCCAUAGAAACGGUCUUUGAAAAACUUAUUCAAAACGCUUAUAACAUAAUUUUUAGUCAAGCAAAUAAUACAAAUUUAAACAAUGAUGAAAUAACAAAUGAUACAAAUGAUGAAAUAACGGAUGAUACUCAAUCAAACUAUAAAAGUGAAACUGAGGUUAUAGAGAACUCAUUACAAUGGAAACAGAAGCUUCAAGAAACUGAAAAAAGAAUACAACAUUUAAUCGAUACUUGUGAAACUUCAAAGACAGAUAAAUACUGUGCUAGAUGUAUACGAGCAUGGGCAAAAAAAUGUUUGGAAGGUAAUUCCCUACCUCUGUCUCAGCAUAAAAAACAUCCAUCAAAAUCACUUUUAAAUGAUGAGUAUGUUUCUUUAAGAAUCGCCAACUACUUAC